This is a messenger RNA of Fusarium keratoplasticum, 1263 nucleotides long. RefSeq lists its product as uncharacterized. Bases 1 to 1263 code for a protein of 420 amino acids. The record is from RefSeq and is a predicted model, not a curated record. The transcript is spliced from 3 exons. NCBI's taxonomy places the organism in Eukaryota, Fungi, Ascomycota, Sordariomycetes, Hypocreales, Nectriaceae.
AUGCCGCUCACACGAGCCCGUCGGAAGUCCAAGAAGCGGUCCCAGUUGCCGCCGGCUACACAAGAAGCAUCACAGCCGCCGCCCACGCACCCUAACGAUCCUAGCAGUCAGUCAGUCACAUCAGGGUCUCAAGCCAGCCGGGGUUGGCGGUGGACUGACGAACAGACUUUAUACUUCCUUGGAAGACUCCUUGAAGCCCGCCGGAAUGGUGAUCUGAAUAUCAAUAAGAAAGGGGCGUACCAGGAUGUAUUGGUGAGCUUCAUCCCGGGCUUCAAGACGAAGUGGGCGAACCAAAAUUGGUCCUACGAUAUAAUGAAGAAUAAGCUGCGGAACCUGAAGGACUUCUGGCGUGCUUUCCGUGAAGCUUAUGAUCUAUCAGGAGGAGGAUAUCGUGAGAGGACUGGAUGCGUUGAUCUUAGCCGGGAUAAUAGGGAGAAGAUAGAGGAGAGAUACCCGCAGCAUGGCCAUAAGGCUAUGACGGAAGGACUUCUUGUUGGUCCGUAUAUCACGAUGGACUCGUGGGAGGAGAUAUUCGCAGAUGAUCUGCCAGCAGGCCGGCUUAUCACUGCAGCGGAUGAUGAUAUAAUCUGGGGAGUCGAGGAAGUCGAGGAAGAGGAGGAGGAGGGCGAGGAGAGCGACGACGAAGCAAAUGAUCUACCACAGAGUCAGCUUCCGGAUUCUCUUCAGCUUCCCGACUCUCUGAUCCCUAACUCUCUGAUCCCUGAUACUCCGCGUGAGGAAGGAUUCUCGUCGUCGCCGGCUCUGAGACCUUCGACGCCGGGGAGAGGGUUAACUCCUUCUUCGUCACAGCUACAGCGGCGACAGCGCAAUGCGAUAUCCGAGUAUCAGACUCCUUCCUCAGCGGCAGCGAAGAAGAAGAAGGAAAGGAGUGAGGGACUGAUUACGGCGGCGGAGUUAAAGGAGCUACUUCAUAAUGAUUCUCAGAGGAGCUUAUCCGUCACGUCACGGGCAGCCGGGUCAGAGGACCUAGAGAAGGCAGUCACUAACUGCUUGGAAGUCAUCGGAGAGUCAAAAGGCAUGCCCUAUGCCUCAAGCUAUCAUAAGUCUGCUUUUGUAGCUUUAAAUUACCCCUCACCGCCUUCGGCCGCGCUGCUGGCCCUCUCUUUGUUCACUUUCCUCAACCUCAUCGCUUCCACCGCUCUCGCCGCCUUCUUCACGCUCACCACCUUCCUCGCCUUGGCCGCUCUCACGGCGCUGCUGAUUUCUGGCCUCAUGCUGCUCUUCUUCUCUUCUUCUUCUUAA